GGAGAAGAAGAUGGCUGCAUUUACUGUAUUUGUUGUGGUUUGACUCGGUGGGGAAGGUGAAUCAGCUGGAUAUGACUCAUGGAAAUUUUAUUUUAAUUUUACUUUACUAAUGAAAAAUUAGCAAAGUAAGGUAAUAGAGAUUUAAUAAUUUUCUUCGCUCUAACGCCUGACUCGAUUAUUACCAACAUAGGCUACAGUUACAGGAUAACGUUAGCACACCGAGGAAGUGAGCGUUAAUUCUUGCCAGAUAUCCUGAAGAGAGAGGAACAAGAUUCAGCCUGUAAGUAUGAAAUAAGGGUUUAAAUUCACUUUAUCUCAUCGUUAUAAUGUUGUAAUGAGGCUUUCUGUUGUGUAGGUUACAUGCUAGCUGGAGAAGUUAAGAAGCAGACAACAUUAUCAGCCUAACAUUAACAAACAUUAUCAUCAUUAUCGAGCAAACGUUACAUAUAGGGAGAUAAUAGGCAUGUUUUCGCAGUUAUUGUUAGCACACGUGGCUUUUGGUGGUUGUUUAAAGGUAAAAUGUGUGGCUAGGGAGCUAUAGUUUUAGCUGCGUAAAAGAUGUCCUAAUAGCUACGUGGUUUACGGUAAAACACCCCACCCACCCCGAACCGACAAUACCCCUUUAAGUGACACCGAUUAUACAAGCACGUUUCAUGAAAAAUCAAUCCAAAAGGGGUUAAAGUGGGCUGAUAAAACUUGGAGCCAGGAUGGAAAAGCAAAUCCUGUCAAAUGUAAGAUAAAUGAAGGCUUUAACAGGUUCGGGGUAAAGAUCUCUCAUUAAGAAAGGCAAGUUUGUCUUGUAAUAAUUUAUGUUACCACCAUGAGAAGUGUUCUUGUGAUGAGUACAACAAGAUGAUCUCAAGAUGUCACUGUCACUUUACCUCUGUCUUUACUAAAUGAAAAGCUCUCCAAAGCAAGGCCAAUUUAAUUAUAUGUCACGUGAUGGCAACAAGGCUAUUAACCCUUAGAUGCAUAAGUUGGGUCAAAAAUGACCCCAGCGCAAUUUUUUUUUGCAAUAUGUUUGUAAUUUUUAAUUUUUAUCAUUUAAUCUUCCGUGUAUUCCUCAAGUAGGUUCUUUUUGACAUUGGGCAAUUGAUAUUUUCCACAUCCAUGGAUUUUGUGUGAGAGUGUUGUGAUAUCAUCCUCAAAUUACUACUUUGGAAAAAACAGAAGAUCCACUUCUGUAACCACACAAAUGGAGGUGUAGAAUAGAUAUUAUAGACCAGAUGUUUGGCACCUACACCUGUAAAUACCAAAUGAAGAUGUGGCCCAUGCUGCUGUGGUACAACGUGAUUAAUAUUGCCACCCUGAAUGCCUACUCCUUUUUCAAAGCUUAGCACCCUGAAUUCUAUGCAGGUAUCACUAAUGUCCGAUGGCGCUUUCUUAUAGAGCUGUCACAUGAGCUUGUGACGCCUUAUAUUUAGAAGUCGACUGGAAGGUUACCCAUGCCUACUAACCUACAUCACUACAGCAAAGGAAAGGUAUGGGAGGACAAAAGCUGCAAUCCAGCAACAGAGCAUAAACAGACAGGGCCAACAGAAGAGGAAGAGGUUUAAGAUGUGCCCAAGAAACCAAGACCGUACGGCCAGCAACAGUUGUUGGAAAUGCAGUGACCCUGUGUGCAGUCCUUACAGCCAGAGGAGGAUAGGCUACUUUAAAACAGUGAGGAGAGAGUAGACAGUGUGUGUUUUUAUAUGUUGUUUAGAUGUGUGACAAGGGGGCAGAGAAACAUUGAAAGCUAAAGUCUUGAUAGCUGUAUUGAUAGCAAGUUUGUGUUCAAAUGGGGCCUCCUGUAGAGGUGAUGGGGGACAGGAGGAUGAUCGCUAAGCUAUCGUCACUCAUAAACAAUGUUACCCACCCCCAGCAGAGCACUGGAAACAACACUAGGCAGCUCCUUAAGUGACAGGCUUCUUCACCUGUGGUAUGUGACAGAGAGAUACCACAAGUCCUUCCUUCCUGCUGCUAUCAGACUUUUUGAAGCCAAGGUAUCAGAAUUUCUAUGUUGGUGGGUCAGUGAGUCAUGGAAAAAGGAUGAUGUGUGUCCUUUUGUCAUAACUUGGUUUGUUAAGAUUGUACCUUAAAUACAUGUUAACUACAGUUUAUGAUGUUUGCUGCAUCUAACAGGCCCUCAGCCAAAGAUCAUAUGUUCAUGUUUAUGAUGUAGCAGAGGUUGUGUUUAUUUGAGAGAAAAGAUGCCCUACUUUUCCCAUGACACACUUUAAGAACUUCAUAAAAACAAAUGUGUAACUUAAAAAACUUUAUCAGUUUGGCUCAUAUACCAAAGGACUGUUUUUCCCUUUCAUUAACAAAGUUGUCACACUCCAUCAGACCCCUACAGUUUCUUUGAGUUACUGAGAUGUCUGGUUCCACAUGCAGCUGGUUUGAGAUAAAAAGUCAUGAAAUCCUUUUUACUUCUCAGCUGGCAAAGAAAGUCAGAGAAAAGCAGUCCAACAUAGUGAAGCAUUUGGCUGUGAAAGAGAUGGAUAAUGUCUGUGAGAGCUAAAGGGGACAAACACUGCUGGACUUCAUCAGACAGCCAGAAACAACACUCUGACUGAAUGCUAAUGUUGCUGUACAUUUUCUGAAUGUGUAAAUAGCCAGUUGGGUGCUAAAACUCAGUAGCUACUUCUCACUGUGAUUGAAAUUCUCGGUGUUUUUGUUUUCCGCUCUUUCUGUUGAUGCAAAAUUUCCAAAGAGGAGUCAAAUCAGCUUUAAUGCGCAUGAUUUCUCUAUUGAAUUAUAUUCUUCUUCUUCUUCUCCCUCCAUAGUGUGUCUUCCAUCAGUCCUCUGGAGUUAAUCUGAUUAAAGGGAGGAGGAGGAGGCAGAGGAGGGAAACCCAGCAAGUAGAGAGACAGCAGGACAGGCAGGAUUUAUGAUGCCGCUGUUCUUCAAAAAGAGGAAGCCCGGUGAUGACUCCCAGAAGAGACUGGAGUACCAGCUGACUCUGGUAAGAAGAGUGUGUUCAUAUUGCAGCAUGAACAAGUUGAACCUGCUAAAGGUGCAGCAACCUGCAUGAUAUCAAUAAGAUGACCUGCAGCAAUGAUGAUAACACAGUCUUUAAUCUGUCAAAAAUGCAUCUCUGCAACUCUGGUAGUGUUUUCUCUCUCACCAUAAAAAGAUGUAUGUCUUCCAAACAAACUCAACUCCUUCUCCUUUGUCCUGCAGUCUAAGGAAGCUGGCGCAGAUGACAUCCUGGACAUCUCAGCGUGUGAGCUUUCAGAGGUGAAUUUAAUCCUGUCAUUGACUUUCUCUGAUCACUUCUCAGUUCCACUGCUGGUUCAGGCUGUUGUUGUGAUGUGACAAAAUGUUAAUUGAAAGUAUAACUCAAGCUUCUUGUCAGGAUUGAUUUAUGAUUUUUGUAGCUGUACACAGUACAGACACUUUGAGCCUACAGCCUGACAUUUUAUUUCUCCUUCUUGUUUAUCUGCACUUAGCAAACAUAGCCACAGCCUGGAUGUCAGUCAGUGUGUUUAUUACUCAUUUUUAUCGUACAAUUUGAUGUUGCAUAGAUGGUGCAUAUUAAUACAGAUUCCUGUAAAUAUGGAAGGUGCUUGUUUAUACUGAAGUAGACAGGAAAAAAAGAUAAAAGACCCUGUAUUAGUUGAGAUUUCACCUUUUUCUCUUUGUUCUGACCUCUAUCUGCAGUAAAAUCUUGCCAAAGGUACUGUUUAGUUAAAACUGCAGGUAAUUAUAUCCACCAUCUGCUCUCCCACAGGUUCCCUCAAGUGCCUUUUCCAUUUGCAAGGUGCUGCAGAAGAAGGUGAGAAGAUCUAAAAUCAUCCUAGGUUCAUGUUAAUUGGCAGUUUGGUGCAAAGACUGCAUCUCAAGGACAUGCAAUAAAAGGAUUACAUUUUAAAAGACACUUAAUUAUGGUGAAAGCAUUGUCAUGUAAAAACAACAGAAUUUAAAAAUGACGAUGUUAAUUUUACAAACAGACGUGCUAGUUUAUAUCCACUCACAUCGAUGGGAUAAGUGGUUGAAUUUCUUCCAAGUAGAUAAGUUUCCUAAUUCUGUUCAUGUAAUAAAUAAUAUUCCAUUGCAGCAUUUCUUUGUCAGUUGUGUGUGUCUCUAGUUUUACUGUCAUUUGUCUCAUGUCCUCUGUUGCUCUCCUCCAGGUCCUGAUCCUGCAUAACAAUGAGCUGAGGUCACUGAUGCCCAAAGGAUGUGACGUCAGUAAUCUUCUCACUCUAAAGGUAAUGUCAACCAAAAGACAUUUUUCCCAUACUGAAUAUUAAAGCUUCAUUUCACUAAACUUUUGGCUCAUUUUGAGAUGGUAUGCAAUUUUAAGGGUUUUAAAAGCUGGGAAAGCUACAUAAGUAACAGAUCAAUACUGUCCUUUAGUGAAUCGUGACUUUGUUUCAUGGACUUCUUUAUUCAUUUAAGGGCUUCUGGUGUCACCCAAGGUUACUUCAAUCAUAUAUGAAUAUAAUCUAGUUUAAAAACUAGAUUAUUGAUACAUAGUCACCAGUUGUCACCAACAAAAGUUAACUGUAGACUUGAAAGAAGAGCCAUGCAAGAAUUUUCUCUUAUCAAACACCUUUCUUUGACACAGAUUAAGAAUAAAAACAUUGUGUCAAAACAAAGACCGUCUCUUCACAGAAUAAAAAUAUAUCAGGCUUUUGUUUUGAAGAGUGCUUCCACACUAACUUUUUCUUGCUUGUUACAUAAAAACAGAAAUGAAGCAAAUACAGCCCUUAACACUAAUGAUGCCCGGCUCAUGCCUGCAAUAUGAGCAGUCCAAGUAGUUGACAUGAGCGCCAAAAUGAAAAUCAAGCUGGCAGACUUCCAGCAUGAAGCACCAUGGUACAGUUGGCUGUGGGGAUGAGAGCAGUAUCAGGGUUUACUCGACAAAACUGUGCCAAACAGAACUGGAGUGCUUGGUGGAUUUACACAAAGACUGAUAGGAAGUUUGCUUACAUUUUUUUUCAACUGUCGGGCAAUAAACAAGAUAAGAUGAAUUUUUAUACCUUCUUUUUCACUGUGUAGAUACAAAUGUCUCUUAAAGGUUGUUUUCUGUGAUGAUUAACCCAAAAGAACAGUUUCAAAAAUCAAGGAUCCAGAUACCACCUUAGAUUUCAUUUUUGACUCGUGGCUGAAUGUUUCUGCUUCUUAAGGUUUUGGAUCUGCAUGACAACAAGCUCACCUCCCUCCCAGAGGAUAUCGGGAAGCUGACUACACUGCAGGUAAACCUUUUUUGAGGCUGAACCUCGUCUCAGAGAAAAUAAUAGUGUUUCAAACUUCAUCUAAGUGUGCUGGUGUCUCCUGUCAGAUUCUCAACGUGGAGAAAAAUCGAUUGAAGACACUCCCAGACUCCAUCGCUAAGCUGCGGCUCCUGCAGACUCUUAAUCUGAAAGGUAACAUGCUUCCUGCUCCCUGCUUAUUCUCCAGAACAUGAACAAGUCGAUUAACAUUUGUUUUGUUUACACCUGUGCAGGUAAUCAUCUCUCUGAGCUGCCAGCCUCAGUUGGUUCACUAAGCAGUUUGAGGACUCUGGACAUUAGUGACAACCAGAUCAUCCUGCUGCCCAAAGAACUGGCUUAUACGCGCACACUGGAGGUUUGUGUCUGUGAAAUAAAACCUACAGAAAAUAUAAAAACAUUCAUUUGAUUUUACUCAAAGCCUAUAUGUGUGUGUUUUCACAGAGUUUGACGCUCGAUGGUGCCUCUAUGACUUAUCCUCCCUCAUCUGUGUGCACGGAAGGAACAGAGCGCAUCCAGCGAUUCCUGUGUGACGGUGAGACUUCAUCUUAUGUUUAAAACACAAACAUUUGUAUUAUGCUAAAUCAUUUAAUUUACAAGAGGAAAACUGCAGAUAUGACUUCGUGAAAGUGUGAGGGAGUUGUCAAAAAGUUGCCCAGAGGCUCAUAGUGCAGCAUACGUAAGGCAGAAUAUUAGAAAGAAAUUAUUAAAGGUGUGAAACCAUGAUUUGUUCAAAUUUUUUUUAUGUUGCUACAAAUAUGAAACUUAUGUAAAAAGAGACAGCAGCAAUAGGACUCCUCAAAUACCCUCCAAUUUACAGGAGUAUUCUAUCAAAAUUAUAAGUUAAAUCAAGAAAGAUGAAGAAACCUGUCAAGGGUUGUUGUGUCACUUUGAAUACCAGUCCUAAGAGCUCACAAGCGUCAUCAUUUGUACAGUUUUUUUUUUUACAAAUUAAUGUAGCAAGGGACUAAUUGCAGAAUUAAAGAAACUGAUGUUUAUUGUGUUCAUAGUACAUUCUUAGUAAAGGGAGCAGCUGUACAUACGCUUAAAAACAAAUCUUAUAGUUUUAAUAUUUAAGUAUGUGAUGUGAAAUGUAGAGGAAACUGUGACUGUAAAUAUGAAAUAAUGUCUACAGGUCACUAUACAAAAACUGUGUGUGAGAAUAAUGUUGAAUUUCUUGGUUUAAUGGUUUUUAGAGCUGGGUGAGGAGUACUGCCCCCCAUCCCAGUACCUCCUCCCUGUGCUGGAGAGUGACUCCGGCAAACAGAACACAGACUGUCUGGAUGGUCUGGAAGAGGCCUGGCAGGUACUGUUCUUACACACUUAAACUACCACAGCUCAGCACAGGAGUUGUUUGUGUCCUUGAACCAGAUUUCUUGCUGCUUUAACUUAAAUAACUGAUAAUGUAACAAGAAGAUUCAUGAGAACUUUUUUUGACUUUCCUUCUCAGACUAAAUUCAGUGACUAUGAGAAGAGAAAGGUGAGUAACUCCAAGAUAUUUUGCAAAGUGUUGAUGGAAUUUGAUGUGUCGACAGAACAAGAGAAGAGACCAUUUGUACCAUGAGCAGAUGAAAUACUGGCAGAGUUGAAGGCAGCUGAUUUUCCCUGAGGGAAAUUCUCAUGAAGACAGCUUUUGGUGUCAGAUUACUUAGAGUGCUUCUCAGUCUAUCACAUUAUUGACAACAACACACUGUAAAGAUGUUGACUCGUGUCCACAAAAUAACGUGCAAGCACAGAUUAUUGAAAACUAUCAAAAGUGUCUUAUUAUGCUUUUUGACAAUACUUUUGAAUGUAUAGUUGCAUGGUUGAGAUGCAACAGAUUGUUUAAUUGGUAUUUUAUCAAAACGUCACAAUCGUAAAGUAUGUUGCUAUUUUCACUCGGUGGCAUGUCGUGGAUUUACAGAAAAUGUUUAAUCAGUGAGUUAUUUGGCUUCUCAUUGUUUAGUUUGUUUUCAUGCAGCUAAAACUUGAGUUGUGACAGCUCCUCUUCAGACUUGUCACAAAGCUGUUGAGACAAAACACACAGUAUGAAAUAAACAUUGAUCUGAAGACUUCUUUUUUUGUCCCUCAGGAGCAGAAGCAGCAGGAGAAACUUGCCUUUGAGCGCCACCUGGAGGAAAAGCACAAAGAGCACACGCAGCUUCUUCUCAUGAAGACAUCACGCAAGGAAGACAUGCUCAACUCAGUGCGACAGGUUUGUAAAAUCUUUGACCUGCACCUGUAUGCAGAUAAACAUUGCGCAUUUUUAUUCUAUGGUCUUGAAUCUCCUAAAAAAUUCAUGAAGCACAACCCAUCUGUGAACCAUUGAGUCCUCUAAGAUAUUUACAGUCAACUAAAGGGAGCCCUUCAGCUCAAGUUUUGUGAUGAUUUCCGUCUCAAAUGUGUGUUUACUCUGUGCUGUGUAGGAGCAGGAGCGUGUGGAGCAUGGCGUCUCUCUGCAGCAGCGAGCUCAGGAGGCCGAGAGGCUGCUGGUGCUGGAGAGAGUCCGAUGUGCUGAGGACAACAUCAGCAGCCGUAUCAGCAACAUGCUGAUGGACAAGAACAGGUGGGUUAGGUAGAGCACUCUGUGUUUUAAUAUGAGCUGUUUGUGUUCACUGUGACACAUUAUCAAGUCUUCAUGAGUAUCUGCUAAGUGCUGAGUCUUGAUGUUGUUCUCUGCAGGCAGAAAAAGAGCGCAGAGUUUCUUCAGUCUAUGGAGGAGGACCGGUGAGUGCACAGAUUACUGAUCCAUAACGUCCAGAUCUAUUACGGCUGAAAGAUUAAGAAUCACUCCAACACAGAGUAGCACUCAUCCAAUCAUCUAUCACUUAGCAGAGUGGGUCUAUUUAUAGAACAACUUUCCUUGAAAGACUUUACAGAGGGAGGCCAACAAAGAAAUCUCUUUUCUCCUGCCAUAAGAGACACUGCAAAAAACACCAUAAUUACUGCCAGUAGCUUUACUGAUUUGGCUUCAGCUUCAGGACAAGUUUUCAUUUUUUUCCUCUAUCCUUAUGUAAAUAAAUGUAAAACAAAUGGUAUUAAUAACUGCAAACUACAGGCAUCCUAAAAUGCUGUUUUUUUCUCUAAGAGUCUCAGCUGCUACCACUGAGUUAAACAUUUAGGGUCCUUCUAUGUAAACAGUGGAGCUAUAAUGUAUGACUUGGAUACUUGAUUCUGAUUGGUUUAAACCCCAAAACAACAGCAAGAGGAAUUCCAGGGAUAACUCAAUCACACUUUUUAAAUGUUUUAUGCACUUGAUAGGCGUCCUUUUUUGCUUUUUAGUCACAGUAAGAGAACCUAGUGGGCUCUUAUUUACCUGACAUAAACUGAAAAGGCAUCUCAGUAGAACCUUUUUUGCUUGUUAUCUACUGAACGGGUGUCUAGCAGAUACUUUUAAAAAAACAUAUUUCAUAAUAUGUGAGCCUCUGAUUUUUGGUGAUGACUCUGCUUUCCUCAGGAUCCGUAUGGAGCAUCUGACCGCCAUCACACAGGAAGAAACCAACUCACUGAGGAAGAGGGAGGUGGCAGGUGAGAUGCUUGACUCAUGUGCUUUACCUGUACAGCGUUAGGUCUGCAGUCUAAUACAACCCAUCCAAGUUUAAUGACCCCAAAGGCCUUCAGCGAAUACAAAUACUCUGAAAAAGUUAACGGAAAUAGUGUGAGGAUGGAGAUUAUCUCACUACAUCCAUCACAUCACUUGUUUCUUUUUUUUUUCCUGACUUUACAUUUGCUUUCUCUCUUUCACCCUCCUCUCUGUGUUUCAGCGGCCAUGCAGAAGAUGCUGUCAGACAGCUAUGCUAUGAGCCAUCUGCAGGAGGCCAGUGACUUCCGCAGAAGGAGCCUGGUAACUGAGGCCUGCAGGAGGUUAGACGUGCACCACACACACACACACACACACACACACACACACACACACACACACACACACACACACACACACACACACACACACACACACACACACACACACACACAAUCUAGUGUGUUUUAAGAAAUCACAGUGUUUCAAGUUCAUCUGUUUGGUUCUGUCUCCUUGUAACAGUAUGGAGAGUUUGGACAGAAAGUUUGAUAAGAUGCUGUCCCUUCAAAUUUUGGACAAAUCCAAAGCCAUCGCUCAAAUCUUACAGGAGGUAAGUGAAGCCUGGUUGGUUUUUUGUGCUUGUUUCAAUCAUUUUGAGAGUGCAGGGGACUAAUCUAACUCAGUGUGAACUUAAAUCACUUUAUUAGAAACUAUUUGACAGGAUGUUUUCCAUUCAGGGUCUUCUCCGAUCCUUGAAAAGCCUUAGAAAGUCUUUAAUUGGAUUUUGAAAAAUGAAAAGUCUUAUUGUGAGAGGUAUUAUUAUUGUAAUUUUUUUUUUGCAGGAGGAGAUGCAGAAAGUGGCCUUCCAGGCCCUGCAGUUGCAGAAAGAUGCUGUGCACGGAUACAUCCGCAACCAGGUCUGUGUGUGGACUGGUGGUGGGUGGGUGGAAGUGGGUUGAGGGACACCAACUCUGUCACUGAUCUCUAUUUUUUUGUAAAUAAGAGUAGGAUAGAGCUUACUAUCAAAGGAGAAGCUUUACAGUAAAAGACGUAGAAUCCUGAUUUUAUUUCCUUAAAGUUUGAAAGAUGCCUUGUUUUCGUUUUUUGUUUGGAGUCAUUUUGUGGUUUCUUCUAAGUUCAUAGUUUAGUUCGCACAGAUAAAGAGGAACCAGUCAUAUGUUUAGCUGUACCCAGCUCCACUUUUUCACCAGUGUAUUGAGCUUCAACUGUUAGACCUCAAUCAGUGGCAUUUAUUACUCUACGUGAAUUAUUGUAUUUACUUUAAGCCAAAAGGUUCCUUAAGAGUGUGUUUUACCAGCCAAGCAUAGGAAAAUUUUUGAAAACUAAGAAACACAAAUUUAGUACGGUCAUCUGUUGGCUCGAGGUUCCAGUUUAACACACAAACACACUCAGGGAAAAUCUUAAAGGGCAAUGUGACAAGAAAUGGUUUCACAUCCACUAAAAUGAGAAGGUCAAAGAAACAAUAACCAAACACAAAAAGGGAAGUUUUAACUUGCUGGAAUCUGUCCGGAUCUGUUCAUAAAACUGAUGAGCAGGUUACCAAUGGAAUGGCACCACCAACUAUGCCAAAGUUGCUUGUACCAUGUGCCUCCCCUUAUAAAUUCUGGUUGCUGUAAAUCUGACUUUGGCUGCCAGAAAACACAGUGCUCAGUAUCUCUGGGUAACUCUUGAAUCCUCCUCUCAUUCACUGUCUCCAAGGUGGAGACUCUGGGCUUGAAUUUGUUUCUUUUUUUGUAUGUGCUGUUUUAUUCAGCUGCAUCUCGCCCAUAACUAAUCCAUUUAUACUUACACCAGCUAUGAAAUAAUUUUGAAACUUUUGUUGACUCUUUUGGUUAAAUACAAAAAAAGUCAUUUCAUCAGUGUUUUCAUCCUGACUCCUGCUCCCUGCUAGCUUCAUGUUUGCCUCUCCACUGUCCCCAGAUCAAACUCAUAGAGAGUGAGUUAAUGCAGCUGACUAAACUGGAGAUUAAAAAAAGGAAUCUGGACGCUGAGAACCUGCAGGUGGGUGUCACCGCCUUCUUUCUUUGCCUCUCCAUAUUAACCUCACUUUUACUUCUUGUUUUGUUCACCAACUUUCACGUCAUUGCUCCAUGGCAGUUAUCACUCACAUUUAGGUUCAAGAAAACAGUCACACAGAGAAGAGGGAUUAAAGGAAUGAUAAUGCUGAAGUUAUAUCAAGAAGUUUUUGUUGUUGUUGAUAAUUAGUGAGUAUUGUUGCUCAUACCUCAGCUGUUUUAUGUGUGUAUGUGUACAUAUAAAUAUGUGUGUGUGUGUGCAGGAGGUUCUGGUGGAGCAGCGUUCGGCCCUCAGUGAUUUGUUGCAGCAGCUGUUGAAGCAGAGAGACCAGAGAGAGCAGGAACUGCGAGGAGUUCUGGUGAGGAAACGUCAUUUCAUCAAACUGCUGCAGAAUAAACAAGUUUGAGAUGAUUUACAAACAUCUUACUCUUCUGUUCUUGCACAUCUGUUGAUGAUAGCUUUAAAUUGAAAAUGCAAGCCAUUAAAUAAAGGUUGUUUGUGUUUUUCAGGCGGAAAUGGAGAAGAAAUCAGAGUCCAGCCAGCAGAAUUACUGGAUGAUUCAGUACCAGAGACUACUGGAUGCUAAACCUCUGUCGCUUCGCAUGCAGGUACAGUUACAGACCAGAGGGGGAGACACAGAGGCCUCCUGAAACCAAACUCUUCAGUCUCUAAACUGCUCUCUCAUUGCAGGAAGCUGGCGUGGAGAAGGAGUUAGUAAACUUGUUGUGCAAACUGUCGGCUCAGCACUACCUGCCUAUCCUCGCUCAUCACAGAGUGACGACUGAGGCGCUUCGCCACAUGAACUCUUCGGACCUCAAGAAGGUUUGUCUGCUCACUCACCACUGAAACAUUUGCAUAUUUUCCUUAAAAAAUGACCCUUUGUUGCAAAAGCAGGGAUUUGUCCAGAUUCAGGAUUUUCUUAACUGAAAAGUCAACCCACAAGACACAAAUCACCCACGGGGAUGUUCAUUGGUAUUCGGGUUUCGGCACGUUAGUUAGAAAGGACAGUAGUGAGCCAUCUCAGCUGUUUGUGGGCAUUGUGUGUGACAAGUGUGUGUUUCACAGGCAGGGUAGAAGUAUGAAGAUGUUUUGAAGGUUAAAUCCUAACAUGACUGUGAAUUAUUCAUCUUUAUGUUUCGUUUCUUUCUUUCAGCUUGGUAUUAUGGAAAUAGGAAUCCAGAAAGCUCUCUUGAAAUGGGCUCGAAUUCAUGAGCCUAAGGGUGAGUUUAAAGAAUUCCACGUUUUUAUGUGUUAUACAGUUUUACUGGAUAAAUAAAGCGAACUGAAAUGUAUAUUAGUUUUUAUGAUGCUAGUCUGGAUAUUGAUGGUCACUGAUUAUCUUUUCAUCUAGCAGGAGCAUGUAAGGCCGUGCAGGAUGAGGAGGAGGAAGUCACCCCUUCAGCUCCGUCUCCUUCCUCCCCUCCAAUGACUGUCACCAUCCCACCUGUCUGCAUCCCCAGCCCCCCUGCCUCCCCAGGGACCCCUGUCACCCCCUCAGCCCCAAGCCCAGUGGAGGGACCAGGGAGCUCAGAGUGUGUUGUCUGCAUGGAGACUGGGGUAAGUCCAAGUAACUCCAGUCUAAUCGUGUGAUGUACAUCAAUUCCUUGUUUUUAAUAUUCUACAAUAAUAAUAUUUGCCCCACCUGCACCACCUUCAGGUCUCUAAAUUUUGCAUGUAAUAUCUUAAAAUAGAACCUUUCUUUAUAGUUGUUGGGUGAACUUGAUUUUUUAUUUUUUUAUUUUUUUGCAGUGUAUCUACUCAUUUAGCUCAGACGAUAUGAAAAACAUUUGGAUUAAAUGUGAAGUAAAUCACACCUGUAUUUCAGCUCAUUCCACAGUUUUCCAUGUUUUACAGUUGAUUCCAUUUUCAUUUUCAGUUACAAUGAUGAAAUAAUUAGUUUUUAAAUAACUUUUUAGGUGAAAGUUUUAGUUGAGUUUUGGUUAAUGGGUACAUAGUAAUUCAUGUUCUAAAUCUUGAAUUGAAUUUGGGUCCAUUUUUCUGUUUAGACUUCCACCACUGCAGAAUAUUAUGCUGCUUGAUCCACAUCUUUCACAUUUAUGAUUUUUGCUGAAAUCACUUUCCAUUUUAAUUUAUAGGAUAUAAGUUGAGAGAUUUGAAACCCUCAUAGGUCUUUACAGUAACUGCUUGCACAUAAAUUAACACCCUCUCUUCCUCUCGUUUCUCAGUCUCAGGUGAUCUUCUUGCCCUGUGGCCACGUGUGCUGCUGUCAGGUGUGCAGCGACGCCCUGCAGACCUGCCCUCUGUGUCGUAGCGACAUAUCUCAGCGUAUACGCCUCUAUCACAGCUGAACCCCCCCCAUCACGGUGCUUCCCCUCUUUCUCCUCUUCCUCCUCUGACCGAUGCUCUCUGUAUCCAUGCAUGAUCAUAAAGCUGCUGAGGUAACCCAUCGUGUGUAGAAGAGCUUUUAGCUGAGCCACUUUCCUGUAUUAACCAAACCGUACUGUUCAAUAUCUGUGCAGAAACAAGUUGAGAUUUAGUAUUUCUAUAUUAGUUUUUACUGCCAUAAGAGUCUGUUGUGAUUUGUUUUUUGUUUGUUUGUUUAUGGUUUAUAUAUUUAGAGUUAAGUGUUUCUCACUUUUUAAGGACUGACUCCUUUUUGCCUUAUUGUAGACUCUUGGAUGAUGUGUGCCUUUUUCUGAAAAUCACAACAAAAAAAAGUAUGAAUCUGAUGUGAACCAAAGUAAAAAUCUUUGAAGCUCAUGCGAGGAGUUUUCAGCUGAUAAAUCAUGAGACCUAAAUAGAUAAAGAUUUUUGUGUACAACAUAAAAAAACAAACUAGAGCAUCAGCAGCUAGAACUGUUAUUUUUAAUUUCUGAAACUGCUGCCAGACAAGCCUACCAGACAGUAGGCUCCAAAAACACUUUUUCACAUUUCUGAGUCACACUUCAAGCUAUUAAGUGAGAGUAAAAUGAGAUAUACUGUUAAAAAUUAGUCAAAUAUAAACAAAUAUAAACAGGACAAAUUUUAAAAAGAUGUGUGAGGCAACAAUGUCCAUAGGAGGCACUAUAACCAACACAGACUAAAAGAUCCAUAAGGACAUCAAAUAGUAUGGGAUAUUGGAGACCAAUUGAUGCUUAUGGUAAGGUUAAAGUUACAAUUGAAAGCAUGGCUCUAUUCGGGGAGCUCUCUGCCCUUCUUUGUACAUCUGGAAUUAUGAAAGCCUGUGGCAGGGAGAGCAGCAGCAAAGACACUGAGGUACCGAGCAGAGCACGCAUCGGUAAUAGUCUAUGUUACAGUUUGAAAAGAGGAAGCCAAGUGGAUGUGUAGAAGGUAAACAGGCUGAUACGGGCUGCAUAAGGAUGAGCUGAUGUACAGUGGGACUGAGCCCGACUGAACUAGCUCUAGUUUUCGGGAGACUUUUCUGCCUAUAUGAGACAGGACAGCUGGCAAUGAUAAAGUAGUAUUCUACUAUUAUAGCUGUAAUGCGAAGCUGAAAGGAGGGAGCGCACACUUCCUUCUGUUUUAUGUGCAUUUAUGAGAAGUCAAGACAGAGAGAGCGUCAGUAAAGAGGGUACAAAACAGAGCAGGCUUUAGUAUCAACAAAAAUGAAACUGGUUAAUCCAACUCUGUAUAAAAAGAAAAAGCCAAAUGAAUGAGUAGUAGUGGUUGAGCUGUCAGCUGAUAACGGUUGGUGUACUGUAGGGCUGAAUUUGACUGCGUAGCCUGCCUGAACUAACACUGUUUUGGGGGAUUUUUUUUUGCCUUUAUGAGAUAAAACAGCAGAAUAUAGACAGAAAAUGUGGAGAGUGGAGAGCUGGGAAUGACAUGCAGUAAAGCAGUGUUGCUGGGAGUUAAAUCAGCCUCUGCAUGUGGGAUGCAUGCUGGAACCCCAAGACCAACCAGCGCCCUCAAAAACAGACUUAUGUAGCAUUACCACAGCCAAGAUUCUCUGUGAAUCGUACCUUUGACUGUAAAACAACAAGAUAGGACUCAUUGUUAAAAUACGCCAUAAACGUUUUAAGAACAAAAUCAUGAUGAGAGUAAGAGGUGCGGCUUUGUCCACAGGAAAGCUUUUCCCAGGACAAUUAACACGAGCCCAACUAAUCGGGUUUAUUUCAGGUUGAUAUGCUGAUUUGAAAGGGAAUUCGCCAUUACAGAGAAUAUUUAAACUCAUUUGGUAGAUUUAGCGCUGAUUUUGCACCGAUAUGACUCUUACUCAGAGGGCUGCUGUUUUCAGUGAAUAUCUUUAUAAAAAGAUAUUUAACAUGCAGACCACUUUUACUCAGCUGUGAUCUGCUCCAUGUUUUGCAGACAGUGCUGAGAGGAUUGUAAAGUAUUUAUUCCAAGCACGCUCUGUUUCAUAAUCUACAUGAAAUCGUCAUUUUUGAUGCACCAUAAGCACUGUUUUCUGUCAUUUAUGUUCCAUAGAAACAUUUCCACAACCAGAAAAUCUCUGUAUAUGCUGAAACAGAAAAACGUGUCCUGAGCCUACUAAUGUUUUUCUUUUUACUAUCUCUACUAUGUGUCUUUGCAUCACUAAUGCAUCCAUGUUUUAUGAGUCUGUUACUGUACAGCACCUGUGUCUUCCUUUCUGUCAGAGGUGUCUUCAUCCUCUCAUCCAGGUUGCUACGUGGCUAGAAACAUUAAUCAGUGGUAAUAUUUCUGACAUGGGUGGACCACAAGUCAAUGACUAUCCAAACAAUGUUCUACCUGCACCCCAAUUGAGCCGCUGCAGCUCUUGUCAGCACCACCCCACCCCCAUAGUUAUUUUUAUAUUUUGUUGAACUGUGAUUUCAGCUCAACGUCAGACUAAAGUAAAAGGCUGCUGUUUGUUUAGUGUGAAAGUGAAACAACAGAAAGUAAAUAUUUUGGUUUAGCAGCUCCUCAUGCUGGAAAAUAACUAAAAUAGUUGUAACUUCUGCCAAAGGAGUCUAUUUCUUUAUUCGGCUUCAUUUUAUUUUCUUUUUUUGUCAAUUUUAUUAAUUUUAAAGAGGGAGCUCUGAUUUAUGGCAGUGUAGCAUUAGGGCCACCUAUCAGCCAAUAAAGUGAGCUUUUGGCACUUAAUUGUAAAAAAAAAAAGUGUACAUAAACAAAAUUGAAAAAGGGGGGAUUUAAACCCAGAAAAAUAAUUUUGUUGAGAAAAUUACAAAUUUAGUUUGAUAAAAUACAACUUAGGAAUAUAUUAUCUUAAUAUCAGGGCUCAUAUAUCCCACAAUUUGAUAUUUAAAAUAUUUUCUAUUUUUUUGUGAUUUCAUUUUUACUACACUUUUCCUUCAGUCUUGUUGAUUUAAAAGAAGCUGUGAAUUUAAGAAAAUGAAGUGAUAUGUUAUGAGAAUAUGGAGGUAAUAUUAUAAGCUGUAGAGGAAAAUAGUUUUAUUUUUUGAGACUUUUUUGGGCUCUUCUUAUCAGCUAGUUCUCUGAAAUAUACAACUUCUCGCUUGUUUAUUUACUGCUUUAUUCUGAUAUUGAGACUUAUGACUCCUAUUUUAUAAUUUUUUUUGCAUAUUUUUUUGACUCUAAUAUCGUUAUAGCGCAACUUAUAUCUCAUAGAUUUAUUAAUAAUACCCCUAAAAUUAUGAGAAUAAAACUGUAAAGGAUUUUUUAGAACAGUGGUAAUAUAUGACACCAUUAUAGUAUAUUUACCUCUUGAUUCUUGUUCAUUUUUGGCUUUAUUUGAAAAUUUUUCUUCUUGUGGCCCCAAUUCUCUGUCGUACAUCGGUGUUGCAGGAGUUCUUGAUUUUUAUUCCAGAUUUUUUUUUUUUAACCCUAAUUUAUUUUACAAAGGAGCUUUAAGACAUUAUUUCAGCUAAAAAAAUUUGGCUUUGAUUUUAGAGAAGGUUUGUAAAUGCCAGAGAGGAGAACUGAUUAUAGCCUCCAGGCAGGAUUAUGCAUGUGGAGCAUCAUGGGAAUUAUAGAACUCAGUGUGAUAGAUCUUCAAUCAGGACUUUUUACGGGAUCAACUGUGUUAAUGUUGGUAUUUUAUCAUUACCCAGUUUAAUGAAUGUGCAAUACUAAAAUUGUGAAAGAGUCCUUUAAAUUCAAGACUCAUAUGAUCCCUUCAUUAUUUUCUAAGAUUAUUUGGGAGGUUUCAUGCCUUUUGUGAGAUAAGCAGGAAGAGCCUCAGGUCUGAUUUGAACCCAGACCUUUGAACCUGCAGACUAUAAUCUUAGACCAGACUGUUCAUAUGUUCGUAUCCUUGGAGACAAAGUCACAGUCUCUCAUAUGAUAACAAUCAUUUUAGUCAGUCUAGCUGGACCUGUUGGACUCUCAGGGGACUGAGGUCUGAAGGAUUUACCCUGAUGUGAUCCACCCCCAAACCUCACUGUAGCUUCCUUUCACUCGUCUGUGACAUUGUCUUUUGAAGUGCUCUAUGGUGCAUUUAUAACCACUAAUUAACACGCUGCCUGCUUAACCAUCACUAACGCUACUAUAUCCAAGUGCUCUUAACUCCAACAUCUCAGUAUGUUUCAGGAAAUAUCUUUGUAUAUGUGUCUGUCUGAUGUGUAAGAGGUUUCACCUCUAUAUAAAGCUGAAUAUACAGUAUGUAUUCCUUUCAUAUACUCACUCUGUCAUUCAUGUAAAAGCGUUGUGUUAUUGUAAAACAUGCACUGUUCCUACACAGCAGACGUGUCUGCAGAUCUACUUCAAUAAACACAAUAUAAACCCGCU
Xyrichtys novacula (pearly razorfish) is the source of this 17364-nucleotide messenger RNA. The record is from the annotation of a GenBank genome assembly. Lineage: Eukaryota; Metazoa; Chordata; Actinopteri; Labriformes; Labridae.